AGGUAGUCAUAUGGAAGCGUGCCGCUCUUAUUUGGGAAACGCGUGAGCGGGAACCUCGCGCUAGGAGCUCCGGUGGCGCGCGAGGACGACUCAAACCCGCAAGCUGUAAUUUAAAACAAACUUCAUAAGGACCUAUCCGAAACAUUUUUUUUUUUUUUUGCCGGUGGCAUUCGCCUGCAUCUCGCCGAGGGAGAUGUAGAUUGGAUGCAAUUAAGCGACGCGUCACCACAGACAGCCCAUGAAACCGCAAAUCAGCAACGUUGAUCGUUUCGUUUCAUUUGGCGUCUUUGAGGAAGCGACGCGCGCUUUACCGCCGAACGAGGGAUUUACGGUGACAUUUCCAUACUGACAUCGCCAUUCGGAUGGACUGCUGUCUGGAUUCAUCUACGCUUAGACUCGCUUUGGCUUUCGAGAUGGGUUAUUUGACCUCACUGUUACAAAUAGCCGCUGCGGUCCAGUUGAGCCUUUUACCUGCACAGAGUUCUUCAUUAGUAAACGUAAACAACACAGCUAAAGUGAUGCUGUUUCAAGAGGUUUGGGGGAAAAGCUUCUGCCGCACUAUAGAGAAGCUAGUGGAAGUGGUUCAGGAGUACCCCGGGGAGGUGGAGCACAUUUUCAGCCCCGCCUGCGUGCCAUUGGUCCGCUGCGCUGGUUGCUGUGGCGAUGAGAAUCUGGAGUGUCACCCUACACUUACUUCUAACACCACCAUGCAAUUAUUAAAGAUUAAGCCAGCGGAGCAGGGCCAGGAAUAUGUGGAGAUGACCUUUGUGGAGCACAAAGCCUGUGAAUGUAGACUAAGGAAACCUACAAAGAAACAAGACAGAUUGAAACCCAGAAACAGAGGUAGAAAACGGAAGGAGAAAAAGAGAGGGAAAGAGUGUGACACGUGUCAGCCUCCCCGCAGGUAAACGCCGUCUCGCCGUGAUGCCAGCCAAUCGCGCGCGUCUGCCCCCUUCUGUGCGACCCUCACCGUCAUCAUCGUUCACUUAUGGAUACUGCCACUGCUCUGCACCCCUCCAUCCCAGACGCAGAGUUGUUAUGGCGAUGGGUUUCCGUCAGCACACGGGUGGGUGGGGGUCCUUGCAGUCAUCUAUACAGGAAACUCCUGUUGUGCGGCUCUCUACAGAAGAAAAACAACUGAAGACCAAACCUAAAUUCUGAGACUGAACGAAACCCUAGGGACUUGUAUUAUUAUAAUAUUAUUAUUUUAUUGUUUAAUAACAGUAGUCGUGAAAGUAAUAAAGCGAUAGUAGUGGUUUAGCUGCCAGGCCUUCCCUGUUUAUUUAUUAAAAUCCACUGAAGUAAAAGUACUGGUUCAUUCUAUUAACCGAUAGGCCUAUUAACAAAGCCGUUGUAUGUUUUUUUUUUUUUUUUUCGUGAAUCCAGAAGGAAGCGCAGAACAAAAUACCAAAUGUCAUCUUUUUGGAUUGUGUAUUACCGCUAUGCUAAGACUAUAUUACGAUUUACUAAUGUGAAAACCAUGUUAGGAGGUGUUUUAAUACAUAGCGCUUUCUGUUGACGUUCUGAAGCUCCUCCGUGGCUUCGUCCCUCGACUUGAGCAUUAAAACUCACAUACUGACCUCUAGUGGUGAUAAUAAUAAUAAUGAAUACGUUCACAAAGCGCUUUUCGGUAACAAAGAUCUGAAAGCCAUCCCGUUAUGAUAUGUAUUACUGUAAUAUUUCAACUAAGGCAAAAAUAAAAGCGUGCACUGUGUAAAGACAAAGACUCGGCUCUUAAAGGGACAGUCAACAGGAACCGAGACAGACGUUCAUCGCGAUGAACGUUGGUGCUUUGUGUUAUUGUUUUGUCAGUGAAUAUGACUGAAUUUCCCCACACUUUAGACUCUUGGGUCUAUAAAAGUGGCGGGAUUAAACCAAAGAAGCAUUAUUAUCGAUGCUGCUGGCCCUAAAUAUAAAUACAUUAGUUUUCACCAAAGGGCUAUUCCCAAUGUACAAAAUGUUGUAUGUUUUUUCAAAACAUUGUUAAUAUGUAUUAAUACCAUGCGACUUUUUAAGAGUGCCUUUCUAAUAGAGUAAUUAUUGUUUGCUAUUUCUGAAUAUUAUUAAAAAAAUAUUUUG
Messenger RNA from Puntigrus tetrazona (Sumatra barb), 2079 nucleotides. RefSeq names its product placental growth factor b (gene pgfb). The coding region runs from base 363 to 908 and encodes 181 amino acids. Gene Ontology annotation, cellular component: membrane. Gene Ontology annotation, biological process: sprouting angiogenesis; positive regulation of mast cell chemotaxis; positive regulation of protein phosphorylation. The transcript is spliced from 7 exons. The record is from RefSeq and is a predicted model, not a curated record. Lineage: Eukaryota; Metazoa; Chordata; Actinopteri; Cypriniformes; Cyprinidae. Gene Ontology annotation, molecular function: vascular endothelial growth factor receptor binding; chemoattractant activity; growth factor activity.